Molecule: messenger RNA, 2043 nt
Organism: Bactrocera tryoni
Lineage: Eukaryota; Metazoa; Arthropoda; Insecta; Diptera; Tephritidae
Product: arylsulfatase B
Exons: 7
Coding region: 194-1975 (593 amino acids)
Source: RefSeq, a predicted model, not a curated record
UUCAGUUGUAAUUGAGUAAGCAACAACGCCAAGUCACUUCGACGCGCCAAACUGGUGAAUGAACUUAAACAGCACUAGCAACACAAAAACAAAAGUUAACCAAUUUGUGAAUCAAAAUUGAAACACUUGAACUUGAAUUAACUCUUUGGACGCAUACGUCAUCGAUACAAGCUGGAUUGAUAGUGAAAUUGACAUGUUGUGCUAUGCUUUGAGUGGUUUACUGAGCUACGCAUUUGUCGGUUUCGCUGUUAUCAAUUUUCAACUAGUCGUCGCUGAUAGUAAUGUGGAACAAAAUGCAGAGAAACCGCAUAUUAUUUUUAUACUGGCCGAUGAUUUGGGUUUCGAUGACGUCAGCUUCCACGGCUCGAACGAAUUUCUGACGCCAAAUAUCGAUGCGCUUGCCUAUCAUGGUAAGAUACUGGAACGCUUAUAUACGCCGGCAAUAUGUACGCCAUCACGUGGUGCACUUAUGACCGGACGUUAUCCGAUACACACAGGCACACAACACUUUGUUAUAAGCAACGAGGAACCAUGGGGUUUGCCAACGAAUUUAACGCUUAUGCCAGAAAUUUUCCAAAAAGCUGGAUACUCCACCAAUCUGGUGGGUAAAUGGCAUUUGGGAUUUGCAAAACGUGAAUUCACGCCCACAUACAGAGGUUUCGACAAUCACUAUGGCUAUUGGGGUGGCUUUAUUGAUUACUAUCAGCGACGCAGCCAAAUGCCGCUACCGCACUACUCCAUGGGCUAUGACUUCUACCGCAAUUUGGAGCUUGAAUGCGCCGACCGCGGUGUUUAUAUGACAGAUCUUCUCACCAGCGAAGCUGAGCGUAUAAUACUUGGGAAUAAUAACACGAAGCCGCUUUUACUCUUGCUGAGUCACUUGGCAGUGCAUACUGGUAACGUUAAUGAGCCCUUACAGGCGCCAAAGGAAGAUAUUGAAAAAUUCAACUACAUCAAAGACCCGAAUAGACGCAAAUAUGCAGCAAUGGUCUCACGACUGGAUCAGAGUGUUGGUCGUGUAAUAAGCGCACUUGAAGCAGCCAAUAUGCUUAAGAAUUCCAUAGUAAUAUUUCAAUCGGACAAUGGUGGACCUUCAGUUGGUCUAUUCGCAAACUCGGCGUCGAAUUGGCCUUUCAAAGGGCAAAAGAAUACCGCGUGGGAGGGUGGCGUACGCGUUGCUGGCGCCAUUUGGAGUCCACUAAUUGCGCAGCGUCGCGCACUCUUUCGUUCAACCAUGUAUAUAGGUGAUUGGCUACCAACUUUAGCCGCUGCCGCCAAUAUACCGCUUGAUCAAACUGCGUUGCAAUUGGAUAGUUUGAAUUUGUGGCCAGCAUUAAGCGGUGCAGCAAAUAAAGUCAACUCUGAAAAUUUCACCCGUGAAAUAGUACAUUACCUUGACGAUGUGUGGCAUGUUGCGGCGUUACAGCAAGGCGAUUGGAAGUAUGUGAAUGGCACAACAGCUGCUGGACGUUUCAGUAAUGUGCUCACCUAUCGUGAACUAUACGAUACGGAUCCGCGUAGCGUCGAUUACUUUGCGACAGUGAAGAACUCAAACACCUCGCAGAUUUUGCAAAGAUAUGAUGACAACGAAUUGCAGCGCGGACAUGUCAAUCAGCUGCGUAACGAAGCCACGGUAGAUUGUGGCAAUGGCGUACAACGUGGUUGCAAUCCGUUAUGGGAAGAAUGUCUCUACAAUGUGGCCGUUGAUCCAUGUGAACGUAAUAAUUUAGCUUCAUUAAACGAGUAUAAAAAAAUAAUGAAACGCAUGCGUAGACGUGUGCAACAGUAUAGAGAUACCGCUAUGCCGUUGGCUAACCGCAGAGGUAGCUUUGAGUAUAGUCCUUCACGUCAUCGUUGCCUGUGGUCGAACUUUUUGGAAGAUUCACCCAGUGAAGAGUUUUUCGUUUGCGGUCUCUACGGUAUGCCCUGCGAAGCGGCUACUUCAGUCGAGGGCAUAAAGAUGGUACAUACUUAAAAAAAGAAAUAGGUUAUGUUAAAAAAAAAUUCGAUGCAAUAAAUAUUAAUGUCAAAGCUACUACAGCA